Entamoeba invadens IP1 is the source of this 2472-nucleotide messenger RNA. Its product is annotated as Nexilin, putative. The record is from RefSeq and is a predicted model, not a curated record. The transcript has a single exon. NCBI's taxonomy places the organism in Eukaryota, Evosea, Mastigamoebida, Endamoebidae. Bases 1 to 2472 code for a protein of 823 amino acids.
AUGGAACUUGGAAUAGAACUAAAACAAAAAAUGAGCGACUCAGACAGUGACUUGGACUUUAAACCAAAGAAGACUUCUUCGAAAAAGUUUGAUCUUAGUGAUAGCGACGACGACCUCCUUUCAGGAAAACCCGCUGCUAAGAAACCAGCUUCAAAAAAGAUCGACUUAAGUGAUUCAGAUGAUGACGACUUGGAUAUUAAACCAACUAAAAAGGCGUCAGCGAAAAAAAUUAAUCUGUCAGACUCAGACGACGACUUGGAUAUUAAACCAAAGAAAACAGCGUCUAAAAAAAUUGAUUUGAGUGAUAGUGACGAUGACGAUCUCUUGGAUACUAAACCAACAAAGAAAGCAGCAGCAAAGAAAAUGGAUUUAAGUGACUCAGACAGUGAUGAUGAUUUGGAUAUCAAGCCAAAAAAGACAGCAACAAAAAAAAUUAGUUUGUCAGACAGUGACGACGAUGACUUGUUAGAUAAGAAACCUGCUGCUAAAGCACCGUCAAAAAAACUCGAUUUGAGUGACUCUGAUGAUGACCUUGAUUUGAAACCAAAGAAGACUGCGACUAAAAAAAUCGACUUAUCAGACAGUGACGAUGAUGAUUUGUUAGAUAAGAAACCAACAAAAAAAGCAGUUGCUAAAAAAGACUCACUAGAUUUGUCAGAUAGUGAUGACGAUAUCAAACCAGCUAAAAAGACAGCCACAAAGAAGAUCAGUUUGUCUGAUUCCGAUGACGAUGAUCUGUUAGAUAAGAAACCAGCAGCUAAGACCGCAGCGAAGAAAGACUCAUUAGACUUAUCCGAUAGCGACGAUGAUAUAAAACCGGCUAAAAAAACCGCUGCCAAGAAAAUUGACUUGUCCGAUUCUGAUGACGAUGACUUGUUAGACAAAAAACCUGCUGCGAAAGCACCAGCGAAGAAAGUUGAUCUAAGUGAUAGCGACGAUGACUUGGAUGUCAAACCAAAGAAGACGGCUGCCAAGAAAAUUGACCUGUCAGACAGUGAUGAUGAUGACGAUUUGUUGGACAAAAAACCAGCCAAGAAAGCAGCGACAAAAAAGAUGGAUUUAAGUGACUCCGAUGAUGACUUGUCACCAAAAAAACCUGCUGCUAAGAAAGACUCUUUAGACCUUAGCGACAGUGAUGACGAUAUUAAACCAGCAAAAAAGGCUACUGCCAAAAAAGUCGACUUAUCAGACAGCGAUGACGAUGACUUACUUGACAAGAAACCAGCAGCUAAGGCCCCAGCUAAAAAGGAUUCAUUAGACUUGUCAGAUAGUGAUGAUGAUAUAAAACCAGCUAAAAAGACAGCCACAAAAAAAAUUGACUUGUCUGACUCCGACGAUGACAAUUUAUCUCCGAAAAAGCCAGCAGCUAAGACUGCAGCAAAAAAAGACUCACUAGACUUAUCCGAUAGUGAUGAUGAUAUUAAACCAAAGAAGGCGGCUCCAAAGAAAAUUGACUUGUCUGAUUCCGAUGAUGACGACGUACCAACCAAAAAAACGGACACGAAGACUGCAGCCAAAAAAGAUUCGCUUGAUAGCGACAAUGAUCUUUCGGACGACGACUUAGCAGACAUCAUGAAAAAGAAGAAAGAGCGUAAUGCGAAGAACGACAAAGACAAAAAGGACUUAGCGGCCGCCGAUGACGCAAAAGCAAAGGCGUUUGCUGCUUUGAACCGUAAAGUAUCCGAAGAGUCCGACGACGAAGUUGAUAACAAAAAAGACGCGAAAGCAACCAAAAUCGACUCUGACGACGAAGAAGAGAAAAUGCGUAAAGAAGAGGAAGAGGAGAGAAAAGCGGAAGAACGUGACGAGCAACUUAAGAAGGAAGCUGCGGCCAAAGAAGCUGAGCGACAGAAGAAAUUAGAGAAUGAAGACCCUGCAAUGAAGAGACAUAAUGAGCGUGAAGAUCGACUUAAGGCGAUUCAAUCUGCUCGAGAGAAGGCGAGAAAGGAUAUGGAAGAACGAAGAAGACAGAUGGAGGAGGACAGAAUGCGUAAACAAAAAGAACGUCUUGACGCGAGAAAACAGCGAGAAUUGGAUGAUCUUAAGAGGCAAGAGGCUGAGCGAAAGCGCCGAGACGAAGAGGAGAAAAAGCGGAAGGAAGAGGAAGAAAAUGAUCAAAAGAAGAAGAUGGAGAGAAUUAAAAAGAGAGCGGAGGCGGACUUAGAAGAACGAAAGAAGGAAUUUACCGAGACGAUGGCUGGUGAAGAUCCAAUGGAAGUCAUGAAGAGAAGAACAGCAGAAAGAAAGGCUGAGAGAGAAAAAGCUAAACAAGACAGAGAAGCUAAACGUAAAGCCGAACAAGAGAAGAAAGCAGCUCAACGUAAAGAAUGGGCAAAGAAGGAAGCAGCCGAACAAAAAGCGUUUGAAGAGUCUUUGAUGACGCCUGAAGAAAAGAAGAAGAGACAACAAGACGAAGAACGAGCUAAGAGAGAGAGUGAACGUAUAGCGGCAAAGAAGGCUGCUGUCCUUUAA